Messenger RNA from Betta splendens (Siamese fighting fish), 4934 nucleotides. Its product is annotated as zinc finger CCCH domain-containing protein 6. Gene Ontology annotation, molecular function: RNA binding; metal ion binding. The record is from RefSeq and is a predicted model, not a curated record. Bases 406 to 3837 code for a protein of 1143 amino acids. Gene Ontology annotation, cellular component: nucleus. NCBI's taxonomy places the organism in Eukaryota, Metazoa, Chordata, Actinopteri, Anabantiformes, Osphronemidae. The transcript has 12 exons. Gene Ontology annotation, biological process: negative regulation of DNA-templated transcription.
AGCACUAUAAAUACGUGGAGGGCUACAUAGUCGGAGAAUGUGCUGCAGAACUCAGAAGCCAUUUUGGGAUGAUGUCCCUGUUGAGAAAUCCUAUGAAGAUGCUGAAAUCAACGAACAUGGUUACAUUUCUGUCUGUUCCUCCCUCCGUCUCCUCUCUUUCACCAUGGCAGCUGUCAACCGACGGGACAUUAGCAAAGCGGGGUAUCAAGCUGUGCUCACAGAGUUAAAACGUCAUUGAUAUGAAAGAGGAGGGUGUCUGUUCACUGUCUCUGUCGAGACAUGUAACACCGUGAGUUUUUUCCAGUCUCAAAUCUUCCAGCAUCUCUCACAACCCAACGUCUCCUUUGAGUGACUGAUUAAUUCACUCUUGUGCCGGAGAGAGAAGGGAGGCAGAUCCGUUUUCCAAUGGCUUCUGUGAGCCUUGUUUCCAGUCCCCCAGCCCCCGUUCUUGACAAAAACAUGACAGACUCUGAGCUUGCAGGGGAUGAAAGAGAGGACGGCGAAUUGGAAGAUGGAGAAAUAGAUGAUGAAGGCAUUGGAAUUGAGGAGGAAAACAAAGAAGUUGCAGAGGUAAUUGAAGACAAAGAGAACGGGAAGGAAAAGGAGAAAGAAAAGGAGAAAACAAAAGAGAAAGAAGAAAAGACUCACAGGCACUCCAGGAAAAGAUCUAAGAAGACCAGAGAGAAGAGGAGGUCUAAAAGGAGGAGGCGUGAUAGACAGAAGCACCACUCGCCUUCUAGCAGCUCCAGUUCUGACAGUUACGACUCAGACUAUGACCGACUAGAAAGACCCAAACACAGGAAGAGCCAAGGAUCUGGGCGCGACAACGACGGCCAGUCCUCUCAGCAUGGGUGGGAUUCAAAGGGAAGCCAUAGCAACACACGCAAGUCUCCGCCUCAAAAGAGCGGUGACUUUGAAAAAUACAGUGACUACAGUGAGGACAAGUUUGACUAUGAUGAAGAGGAGGAUGAUUACGAAGUUGAUGAGUAUCAGUCAAAAGGCUCAGCCUCCCCAAGUCAAGGAAGGGGGCGCCAUGUUAAAGACCACAUGAAGAGAGGAAGCAUGAGAGGGAUGAAGCAACAACAGUUUGGGCAGAGGGGAAGAGGCAGAGGCAGUGGACCGGGAAGGGGACGUGGGAUGCAGAAGAUGAACAAGAAGAUGAAGGGCAAACCAUGGGGAGGACGUGGACGAGGUCGGGCAGGAGACCAGGGCAUGGAAGACAUGGAGGGAAAACAUUCUGGCUAUCAGAAGAAGCGACCAAUUAUGAGCAAAGAGUUUAUUAAUCAGCACACAGUUGAGCACAAUGGUCGAUACAUCUGCAAGUAUUUUUUGGAAGGUCGAUGCAUCAAGGGGGAACAGUGCAAGUUUGAACACGAGCUUGUUAUACCAGAUAAGAAAAAGGAGCUUUGUAAAUUUUACCUCCAGGGAUACUGCAGCAAAGGAGAUAACUGCAUUUACAUGCACAAUGAAUAUCCGUGUAAGUUCUUUCAUACUGGAGCCAAGUGUUAUCAAGGGGACAACUGCAAGUUCUCCCAUGAGGCUUUGACUGAUGUGACCAAAGAGCUGCUUGAUAAGAUAAUUAAUACGGAGGAGGAGAUCGCCCGUGAAGACGAGUUGGAGCUGGAGGAUUUGAGGAAGCAGGGUAUCGCCCCACUACCUAAGCCUCCACCAGGGGUGGGCCUGCUGCCCACUCCUGGUCAGAGCAGCCCCUCCGAUGGCCAUGGGGGAAAGAAGAUCCCCUCGCUCUUUGAAAUCAAGGUUAAACCUACGGUGGACUUGGCGCACAAAAUUGCUUUGGGUGGCUCCAACUACUCACAGAAUCAAGGUGAGGGCACCAGUCAGUUUAGUGGUGGCUCAGAGGAGAUGCAGAGUGGAGCCAUGCUGCAUUCAGGCCCUUCCGGUGCUUCUGUUCCUCCUCCUGGAUCGCCUGGUUCCAUGGGGCAUCUGAGCGGCCCACCUAUGCCUCAGAGCCCCUCUGGACAGAACACACCACACGGAUUUCCAAUGCAGCCACCAGUUUCUUCUGGUCAGCCCUUCAAUGGAAGUAGACCUAAUAUGAAUAUGCAGAGGCCACCCCCUCCUGGGCCAGAUCUACAGAUGCUGCAAAAUAUUAUUCCUUUUUCAUCGUCUGGUCAGAAUUCAGCAGAGCUCUUCAGCAGCUUCCUUCGGAACCAACUCACAGGCCAGCAAGGAGGAGAUUCUGGUGCGGGUUUUAUGCAGAACUUCCAGCAGCACAUGGGUGCAGAGGCACAGUUGCAGUCCUUACCACCAGCAGUGCAGAAAGCCAUCUUAUUACACUUGACACAGCAACAACAAGAGUCACAGGCACCGGGGACUGAGCCACAGAGGGCAGAGAUUCAGGAUGAUAACAAAGCCAGCAGAGAUGAAACUACAAGCUGGUACUCCAGUGAUGAGGAAGAUGGAAGCUGUGUUGCUUCCCUCCUUAAAUCUCUAAAACAGCACAGAGAGACGCACCAAUCUCACUCCAGCACCCAACAGGCUUCCACCAUGGCUCUACCACUGGGGGACCCAAGACUAGUGAAGGACAGGGCCCCAGCCAGCGACCCGCGUGUGAAGCCAGACGCUCCACACAGACCCUGCGAGGUGAAAAGCGAGGCAGCUGCAGAUCCCCGGCUCUCCAGGGACCCCAGGAAGAUGAGGCCAGUGGAGCCGAGUUCCUCUCGUCAGCAAGCCCACCCUGCUCCUCAGAGGCCUUCUGCAGCGGAGGAGGAGGACGAAGGGGAAAGGGAGCUCAGAGACAGAGCCGUUCCCAUACCGCUUGACGCCAGCCCCGGUGCGGUGCUGCGAGACCCUCGUUGCCAGUUAAAGCAGUUCAGCCACAUUCGUGUGGACAUCCUGCUCCAACGGCCUGCCUUUGCUCAGACUGUUGUGUGGGCCCCUGAGGACCUCAUUCCCUCCCUGGUGCCCAAACAAGAACACUCCAUCAAUCUGCCCCUUCCGCCACUAAUUGCUGAUGCGCAAAUGAACCGAGCAAACCAGCCCGACCACCCCCCCGUCUCUAGUCCCCCACUAUCUGACCCCAGACUGGCAGCUGCACGUUUGAAGGAACGUAUGAGUCGAGUGACCUCUGGGUGUCUAGAAUCUCGAUCCUCCUCUGACAGACCAGUCGAUCCCCGCCAGCAAAAGACUCUGGAUCCCAGACUUAAGCGUACAGGAAGCCUGGACUCUAGGCUUCUUGGGCAAAAAGAGGCCCCCUCUGGGGGUGGAGUUGUUGACCCCAGACUACACAAGUCCAGUUCAGCUUCCCAUUCUGCUCGAGCAAAGCCAGAGCCUGAGAGACUGCCACCAUAUGCCCCUCGUCUGGCAUCUUCAGGUGGCGGGUUGGAAAGUCCCACUACAAUACUUGGGGGCAUCAGUCUGUACGAUCCACGUUCUCAAACAGAGCAGGCUCAGAAAGCGCAUGAAGAGCCUCCUAAGAAGGGUGGGAUUCUGAAACACCCUGCUAAGAAAGACACUACACGGUCGCCAACACUUUCACCAACACAGUCUUCUGAAGAACCCAAAAGCACAGACAUUGCCUCAGAUGAGGUCCCACCUCCCGGUUCCCCCACAAAACCUCCAAUCUCACCUGUUAAACCACCUGCCGUUCACAACCUCCCCAUCCAGGCACUAGCUGGGUUAAUCCGACCACAGUACAGUGACCCCAGGCAGGCCAAAACGGGAGGCCAGGGCUCUGCUGGAGCACAGGAGGAGGCAGAGGAGAAGAAGGAGCAGGAGGAGGAACCAAAACAAGAGUCUGAGGAGGAGGAAGAUGACAGAACACUUAAAGAUGUGUUCAAAACAUUUGAUCCCACUGCUUCCCCUUUUUGUCAGUAGACAUGAAACGUUGCAUUAGCAAAGUAGUAAAGUAGUUAGCAAAGUAGUGUUUGUUAAUGUUUAUUCAGCUUUACAUGAGUCUAUUUAUUUCUGUAAAUAAAUUAUCCUGUAUAAAAUAUUAUAGCUACACACAUUUCAUUGUGGGGAUAGAAGAAGAGGUUGAAUGGACAGAUAGGUCACACAUAUGAUACAUGUGCACAUAUAUUCAUGCAGUGUUGUAGUAAGAUCUUUUAUCAUUGUGUUCUGAGUGACCAGAAGCAAUGUUACUUACGGACUGACUCAUGUAUUGUUCCUUUAACUCAGCCACUGUUAUACAAAUCCCCUUGGCUAGGGUUUUAUGUCUACAUGUAAGAAACCUUUAUGUUUGUACUCACUUUUAUAUUAAGGGAUUUUUUUCAUAUGGAGUCAGCAGACGUUUUCGUACACAUUUCUACUACACCCAGACUGGAGUUUGUGACAUGUGGCUCACAUGUCCGUGUGCUGGAGUUCAGAUGGCAGGUGUCUGUUCAUCCGUUCUUUAUCGACAGCUGUUCCAUUUGACAUGUUUCAAAAUAAAGCUCUGUACCGUGCAACGAGCAUCAGAACAGAACACCUCCUGCUUGUAUCAGAUCCCAUGUUUUUGUACACUGUUGGACUGUUUUCACUUUAAGUGGCUUAAAUACGAAAAGAAGAAUGUUACGUUGUAAUGGUGCGGUAAGAACACUCACCCUCUAAAUCGCUCAUAAGCAACAUUUCAUUUGUCUAUUUUCAAAACAAAUAUUAAAUAUGAAACUGCUGGUAGAUUACAUGUGUGUUACCACUUUUACUAGGAAGUUCAUUCUUAUUGGACUUUUCUGUGUCUUUAAACUAAGUUACUCCUUUUGGCUGAAAUUAAGCUGUUUUGGAUUUUUAUUGAUUUUUGUAAUUCAUUGUAAAUUCUUUUAUAUCACGUACAGUGUGUUUUUGAGUGUUAUAAUGAAUAAUGUUUUGUUUUUGACAGUCGGUGGUUAUUGGUUGUAAUAAUACUGUAUAACAUUUUAAUAACACAUAUUUCCAUCAUAUUUCUGUGAUUUUAUUAUGAAUAUGUGAAAUAAAGAUGAAAAAUAUCAACAAUUUUA